This is a messenger RNA of Bombus huntii, 990 nucleotides long. Its product is annotated as probable serine/threonine-protein kinase mkcB. The transcript is spliced from 2 exons. The coding region runs from base 1 to 990 and encodes 329 amino acids. NCBI's taxonomy places the organism in Eukaryota, Metazoa, Arthropoda, Insecta, Hymenoptera, Apidae. The record is from RefSeq and is a predicted model, not a curated record.
AUGGAAAACACUCAAAAGAUACCAACAAUAAGAAUAAUAAACAAAGGAGAAACAUACGCUAUAAACAAGGCAGUAGACCAACAGAGCCCAAAUAAACCAACAAGUGAAGUACAGGACUGCUCAAAUACAAAAGAAGUAGAAAUGGAAAUAAUACAAGAAGACGACGUAAAGAGCAAUACCAACAAGGAUCUACCACAACAUAACGAAAGCUGGAAGACUGUAACUCCCAGCAAAGAAGGAAAAAUAAACUCAAACACAAACGAUAGGAGGACCACAGAAACAAAAAGACGACAAUGGCUACAAGAAAUUCCUACACAAAGCUCCUUCAGCUCACUGACAGAAGAGAUGGACACAGACCCUACAGAAAAACCAAGAACACACACUCCUAAGCCACCGCCAAUCUACAUAGACGCAAAAAUAAUAGACUCCCUCAUUGAUCUGCUAAACAGCACGGCAGGAAAAGAAAACUACACUAUCAAACAGCUCAAACUGGAACAGGUAAAAGUACAAACUAAUACCCCAGAAACCUAUAGAAAAGUAACUAAAGCGCUAAAGGAAAAAAACGCUGGAUAUCACACUUACCAACCCAAAUCCGACAAGAGCUACGAAGCAGUAAUCAGAGGUCUACACCCAAAAAUAAAUACAAACAAAAUAUGCGAGGAAUUGGCCAAGAUCGGACACCAGGACAACACAGAACCUACGUCAACACCAAAAACACAGCACGCAAGGAACAAUAACCACACUAACACCAAUACCGCUAGAAACCGAAGCUACGCGGAAGUAGUCAACCGGUCGUCACCCUUAGACAAUCAAGAACAGAACAACCACAGCAACGACGCUACAAAAAUCAAAGAGUUAAUAAAACACUCAAUGAAAAAUACCGAAAUACUCACAAAAAUGAUAAGCGACCAAAACGAACUCCUCAGACAGCAAACACAGCAGAUAACAGUCAUGUUACAAUUACUUACUAACAUGAUGAGCAAAAAAUAA